AUGUCAAUUGACGAUGACAAGAGAUCCCUCGACGUUCACGAUGCUCCCAUCGGCAUUAAUGACAAUGUCGACGAGAAAAAGGCAACUGCGGCCGAUCGCGCCGACAUGUAUCGGAUGGGCAAAACCCAAGAAAUUACGAGGAACUUUCGCUUCUUGUCCAUCUUCGGCUUCUCCAUGAUUCUAAUGGCAUCUUGGGAAUUCUCUUUGAGUGUCUCGACUAUCGGACUCGUCAACGGCGGCACUGCUGGUACGAUCUGGAUGUUCUUUGUGUGCUGGAUGGGAUUUUUAUUCGUCAAUACUUCCAUGGCCGAGAUGGCUUCGAUGGCACCCACGACGGGCGGACAAUAUCAUUGGGUUUCUGAAUUCGCGCCAUCACAGUACCAGAAGCCCAUCAGCUACCUCAUGGGAUGGAUGUGCGUACUCGGCUGGCAAACAUCAUGUGCAUCCUCCGCCUUCAUUACUGGCACCCAGAUCCAGGGACUCAUCGUACUAAAUCACCCAGACUACGUCCCCAAGCCAUGGCACGGCACGCUACUCACCAUAGCUGUAGCUGCGUUCUCGGUACUCUUCAACAUCUACCUAGCCAGGAAGUUGCCAUUGAUCGAAGCCGUUAUCCUGGUCAUUCACGUCUUCGCCUUUUUUGGCAUCCUUGUUACUCUCUGGGUUCUUUCGCCAAGGGCUGAUGCUAAAGCUGUCUUUACCCAGUUCAGCGAUGGCGGAGGUUGGAAUAGCAUAGGAGGCUCGACGCUUGUAGGCAUUCUUGCAGGCGUUUUACCACUGCUAGGUGCAGAUGCUGCUGUUCAUAUGUCCGAGGAGCUGCACGAUGCAAGUCGUACUUUGCCACGUUCGAUGGUCAUGACGACUCUCUUCAAUGGUGCUUUUGGAUGGAUCAUGGUUAUUACCUACUGCUUCUGCAUAGGUAACCUUGAAGAGGUCAUCACGUCUCCAACAGGCCAGCCGUUCAUGCAGGUUUUCUACAACUCGACACAGUCAGUCAGCAGUGCUACUGCCAUGGCAUCCGUCAUUGUUGUUAUGAUUGCCUUCUCCAAUCUUACUAUGGUGUCUACAUCGUCGCGUCAGCUCUUCGCAUUUGCGCGAGACCAAGCUAUUCCAUUUAGUGCUUGGUUCUCCGAUGUCCCAGCGGGAUGGGAUGCCCCCAUCAAUGCCAUUCUGGUAACCUUCCUAAUCUCAAGUCUUCUUUCCCUCAUCAACAUCGGCUCUGCUGUCGCAUUGAACUCAAUCACUUCUUUAGCAACAACAGGGCUUCUCUCUAGCUAUAUGGUCUCUAUUGGCUGUAUGAUAUGGCGGCGAUGUACAAAGAGCCCGCUUCUGCCAUCCAAGUUUAGUCUUGGUCGAUGGGGUCUUGCGAUAAACAUCAUCUCCGAGGCUUUUCUUGUCCUCAUUUUUGUCCUGGCAUUUAUGCCUGGUAACCCUAACCCGACGGCAUCACAGAUGAAUUGGAGUAUUCUAAUCUAUGGUACCGUAGCGUUGUCAUCUUUGGUAUACUAUGUCUUCCGUGGUACUCACCGUUACGAAGGCCCAGUCGCCUACGUCCGAAUGCUUGUGCAGUAAGGGGCAACAUAGCGAGUCACGUCUUUGCAAAAUGACCUUCUAGAUUGAAAUACUUAGUUUAGAUUAGAAUCUAACAAUUUCCUAU
This is a messenger RNA of Fusarium odoratissimum NRRL 54006, 1657 nucleotides long. RefSeq lists its product as uncharacterized. The record is from RefSeq and is a predicted model, not a curated record. Gene Ontology annotation, biological process: transmembrane transport. Gene Ontology annotation, molecular function: transmembrane transporter activity. Gene Ontology annotation, cellular component: membrane. The transcript has 4 exons. The coding region runs from base 1 to 1572 and encodes 523 amino acids. Lineage: Eukaryota; Fungi; Ascomycota; Sordariomycetes; Hypocreales; Nectriaceae.